UCGCGGACCAGCAUGGCUGCGCCCGCGCGGGAGAACGCCAGUGGAUUCCGCGCCCGGCUCGCUAGUAGUGUCCUCUUGCUGCCGCUGUUGUUGCUGGCGUGUGCAGCGGCGGGGAGCGAAGAGGCCGGGCCCGGGGCAGGCGCGGCGGCCCUCGCAGGCUCCUGCGGCUGUGGGACGCCCCAGCGGCCCGGCGCCCACGGCGGCUCGGCGGCGGCGCACCGCUACUCGCGGGAGGCGAACGCCCCGCAGGGUCCGGGCGCAGGCCCUGCGGAGCUCCGGUGGUCCGCGCCCACCAAGAUGGUCGCCAUCCCUGCUGGAGUCUUUAUGAUGGGCACCGAUGAUCCCCAGAUCAGGCAGGAUGGGGAAGCUCCCGCGAGGAGAGUCAGCGUCGACGCCUUCUACAUGGAUGCCUAUGAAGUUAGUAAUGCCGAAUUCGAGAAGUUUGUGAACUCAACCGGCUACUUGACUGAGGCCGAGAAGUUUGGCGACUCCUUUGUCUUUGAAGGCAUGUUGAGUGAACAGGUGAAGACUGAUAUCCAGCAGGCAGUUGCUGCAGCUCCCUGGUGGUUACCUGUUAAAGGUGCUGACUGGAGACACCCAGAGGGGCCUGACUCUACUGUUGUGCACAGGCCUGAUCAUCCAGUUCUGCACGUUUCCUGGAACGACGCUGUGGCCUACUGCACAUGGGCAGGGAAGCGGUUGCCCACAGAGGCCGAGUGGGAGUACAGCUGCCGGGGAGGCCUGCACAACAGGCUUUUCCCCUGGGGCAACAAGCUGCAGCCAAAAGGCCAGCAUUAUGCCAACAUUUGGCAGGGAGAGUUUCCCGUGACCAACACUGGCGAGGACGGCUUCCGAGGAACUGCGCCCGUUGAUGCCUUCCCUCCCAAUGGCUAUGGCUUGUACAACAUUGUAGGGAAUGCAUGGGAGUGGACUGCAGACUGGUGGGCGGUUCACCACUCAGCUGAAGACUCGCUCAACCCAAAGGGGCCCCCAUCUGGGAAAGACCGUGUAAAGAAAGGUGGAUCCUACAUGUGCCAUAAGUCCUACUGCUACAGGUAUCGCUGUGCUGCUCGAAGCCAGAACACGCCAGAUAGCUCCGCGUCCAACCUGGGAUUCCGCUGUGCAGCUGACCGCCUGCCCUCCACGGACUGACAGCCAAGAAGAAGCCGUGGUGUCUAACCUGCACUCAGUUUCCUUCAGAACUCUGAACAAUCUUGGGCAAAGAAUGCCCACCCCGAGGUGGGCAGCCCGGUGGCCAAAGGAACUGUCUUCCAAGACCAAAUCUCUGACCCGUGUCAGUGUGCGUGCUUGCGGGCUGCAUCCUGAAUCGUGUGUCUUACUUUAGAGAGCCUUUUAAAGGGGAAGGUGGGGGUAGCAGGGCCUCAAAGGAGGCUCAGAGAGUCACAGCCUAGAGCCCAGCGCUUCCCGUGCCUUGGGCCUCCGUUCAUUCCCUCAUCUGCUGGGGGAGCGCUGAUGUUCCCAGUAGAGUUUAUUGUGAGACUAUAUGAAGAUGGUUUUUUAGCCCUUGUUGUUGUUGUUGUGUGAGUCUUGGGUGAUACUAAUCAUGUAAAGUAAGAGUUCUCUCAUAUUAUUUUCAGAAAAGGGUAGGGGGCAAGCCCUUUGUAUUUAAAUUGCACUUUCACUCCCUCCCCAAAGGAAAUCAGUGUCUUUCUGAUUGUUACAAUGAAUCCCACGUGAGCCAGCCACGAGCUCAAUGAUGUAGACAAGAUGGUCUGUGGGGUGACUCUGCUGUGCUUUAUUUUCUAAUCCUAAGUGCCUUUGGCUCAAGGGACAGGUGGAAAUCCCAGCUUCCCCUUCUCUCCAAAGCCUUGGGUGAAUGUGAAAUGUGUAUUCCACCAGGAAAUUGCUUCAGUCUAGGUACGGGAGAAAAGGAGCUAGAACCUUGAGUUAGCUGUAUUCAGGGUUUGCAGUAUUUUGUAAUAGAGAAGUAGGAAACCUGUUGGCUAUGGAGUCUCAGAUGCUUUGAGCCCUCUCUGUGUCCAAUAAAUUGGUAUCUGCUAUACCAGAUUUCA
Messenger RNA from Perognathus longimembris pacificus (Pacific pocket mouse), 2033 nucleotides. It is a transcript of the gene Sumf1, whose product is annotated as sulfatase modifying factor 1. Gene Ontology annotation, cellular component: endoplasmic reticulum. Lineage: Eukaryota; Metazoa; Chordata; Mammalia; Rodentia; Heteromyidae. The record is from RefSeq and is a predicted model, not a curated record. The coding region runs from base 13 to 1152 and encodes 379 amino acids. The transcript has 9 exons.